This is a messenger RNA of Umbelopsis ramanniana AG, 1122 nucleotides long. RefSeq lists its product as uncharacterized. Gene Ontology annotation, cellular component: SCF ubiquitin ligase complex. The transcript has a single exon. Gene Ontology annotation, biological process: SCF-dependent proteasomal ubiquitin-dependent protein catabolic process. The record is from RefSeq and is a predicted model, not a curated record. The coding region runs from base 1 to 1122 and encodes 373 amino acids. Gene Ontology annotation, molecular function: protein binding. NCBI's taxonomy places the organism in Eukaryota, Fungi, Mucoromycota, Umbelopsidomycetes, Umbelopsidales, Umbelopsidaceae.
AUGAACGAGCACACUAUACCUCCAGAAAUCCUUUCUCUUAUACUUGAAAAUCUGUCACAAUCUGAUCUCUUUACAUGCACGAUAGUCAAUCGUACCUUUAAUGCCGCAUCUACUAGCAUAUUAUGGAAAGCCCCUGAAUUCCGCAACUCGUCUAGUUUACAACGAUUUGCAGCAUGUCUCACGCGCGCAAAAGAAGGGAAAGGAAAGCUAGUACGUACGCUCACUCUAAAGCAACCAGUCAGUUCAUUUGUGAACGAUGACUGGCUAACCGAUGUUAUAAUAUGGACACCACUUCUGGAUACCCUGUCCGUGUCAUAUUGUUUGCACCUUACGGAUAAGAGUCUGGCCAAAUUGGCAAGAUACUGCAAAGAGCUUACGUACUUGGACUUGGAAUGCAGUCGAAUAACCUACAGGACGGUACACCAUCUGAGAUUUUGUCAGAAUCUGCGAUAUCUGAACCUACGAGCCAAUCUGGAUUUAAUACAAUUCGCCUUAUUACCAUUUGCCCAUAGUCGGAUUGAACAACUGAACCUUUCAGAUUGUCCUUGGGUAUCUGCCACUCAUACUGCCCAGGACAUAUGUGCGCUUCAACACCUUGAACGUUUGGAAUUAAUAAACUGCCGUGACAUCGACGACGAAUUUUUACUCAAGAUAUCUAUACCCGACACUGAGAUGGAUUUAUAUAAUCCAAUGCCUGAACUAAAAACAUUUGCACUAUCAAGCAGUCGAUCCAUCACAGAUGAAGGCGUCAUGGCGUUGGUACACGCACAUCCAAAACUUGAAAAUCUUACAUUAUAUCAAAGCAACCUCACCGACCGGUCCAUCAACGAAAUCCGUGUAUGUCUCCCUAACCUGCGGUUUUUAGAUUUGUCAUACUGCGGAAACAUCACUGGCAAGGCCAUUCGACGGCUCAUUGCAGAUAAUGACAAAUUGAUUAUGGUUGGUCUCAAAGGGUGUAUCAAGAUAAGGUCGUUGGAUUUUCCUGAAACUGGAGGCUCCGAGAUUUACGCUGGAGUGGAUCGUCUGGACUAUGAAGACAUGGCCAGCAUCCGACUGGGUGAAUGGGCUCGAAUGAAUCAAGUCCGAGAGCGGGAAAUCAACUGUGUGGAUGUGGCCCAAUAA